Anopheles bellator is the source of this 1463-nucleotide messenger RNA. It is a transcript of the gene Mlc-c, whose product is annotated as myosin-2 essential light chain. Bases 300 to 761 code for a protein of 153 amino acids. Gene Ontology annotation, cellular component: myosin II complex. The transcript has 3 exons. NCBI's taxonomy places the organism in Eukaryota, Metazoa, Arthropoda, Insecta, Diptera, Culicidae. Gene Ontology annotation, molecular function: calcium ion binding; myosin heavy chain binding. The record is from RefSeq and is a predicted model, not a curated record.
GCCUAAAAUGUAUCCACAUCACCAGUAUUGCACUGUCAAUUCCGCCGUUUUUCUGUGCACACGAGAACGCCAAAGUGCUUUGAGCGCGGUUUGCAGUAUCCACCUCACAUCCUUUCUUUUGAAGGUGAUGCGGUGACCUGCAAAACGAACAUGUCUGAAAUUUAUGGUUUUGUACUUUUUAUCUAGUGUUUGUGAAUAGUUCCAUCUGUAGCAAGUGCAGGUGACUGUAAAGAAACCCAUUCUGGGCCCCCUUAGGUAGUAAGUGUGGGCAACAAGUCGAGCCGCCAAUUGCCACCAGCAUGCAUAUGUACGAUCCGCCGACAAAAAAUAACUUCUCUUCCGUAGAAGAAUUCCAGGAGGCAUUCAACCUGUUCGAUAACCGUGGCGAUGGCAAGAUCCAGCAGCAGCAAAUUGGCGAGUGCCUGCGGGCCCUCGGCCAAAAUCCGACCGAGUCGGACGUGAAAAAGUUCACCAUGCAGCUGAAACCGGACGAACGGGUCUCGUUCGAGGUGUUUCUGCCGAUCUACCAGGCCAUCUCGAAGCAGCGCACCGCCGAAACGGCGGACGACUUCAUCGAGGGAUUGCGCCACUUCGACAAGGACGCAAGCGGUUUCAUUUCGUCUGCCGAGCUGCGACACUUACUCACGACGCUUGGAGAGAAGCUGGGUGACGACGAGGUCGAACAGCUGCUCCAGAACCAGGAGGACUCGCAGGGUAACGUGAACUACGAGGAGUUCGUACGGAUGGUGAUGAGCGGUUAGAGGUGGCCGUUGGACAGCCGAAUGCAGGAGCAAGGUUUGACGGUUUUGACACGCAAAGAAAGCGGUGUCCCACACGUUUCCAUCCGCCCAGCGACCCCACUGGGCAGUGCGCCAACAAACCAAUUGACUUUUAGCUAUAGGGGAGAAGAAUGGAGAAAGAAAGACGGAAGGUUCGAGAGACAGGGCGGGUAACAUUUACUUAAACUACUUCAUUCCCCGCACCUUACGAGGGCGCAUUUGUUUACUAAUCUGCACUUGUUCAUGAAUCGCUUCUUUGUGAAAAUUCAUGAUAACGUUCAAUUACUGUAUUCCAACACGCAGCUGCACGGUAUCUAACAAUGUUCGCGAAAACAAUGCCAACAGGUCCCAUUUUUUCGUGGUUUCGCGAGAUAAACGAUUUGAUUUGAGCACAAAUACGAUUAUGUGUGUUUUGGUACGGUCCAGCGUAAAGUAUUAAAUUUACUGUGACAAUAAGAGCCGUGAUUCUUUUGUUUGCAUUUUUUGUCUCCAUUAUUUUUGCCAAUAGGUUUAACAUGCUUUGCUUUGGAGAUUUUGCACACCGUAACCUGUAAUGCAAUUUCUUUUCGUUGAUUAAAUGUACACCAUUAAGAGAAGAGAUGAAGCAUCCGUUGUUGGGAUAUCUAAGCUUCGGAUUCCGAUUACUGAAGGGUACUGAAUACACAAUAAACACACUCCACAAUA